CCAGCCGGCUGUGCGCGAGAGAGGGCGGGCGAGUUCUUCUGCCGGAAGUCCGCUCUAGCCCCGCGUCCCCCAACAGCCGCCAAAGCCCGAGCCUCCCAGAAGCCGUGGGACCGGGGCCGCUGGGGUCCGGACGGGGGUCGCCAUGAUCCGCUUCAUCCUCAUCCAGAACCGGGCAGGCAAGACGCGCCUGGCCAAGUGGUACAUGCAGUUUGAUGAUGACGAGAAACAGAAGCUGAUUGAGGAAGUGCACGCCGUGGUCACUGUCCGAGAUGCCAAACACACCAACUUUGUGGAGUUCCGGAACUUCAAGAUCAUUUACCGACGCUACGCCGGCCUCUACUUCUGCAUCUGCGUGGACGUGAAUGACAACAACCUGGCCUACCUGGAGGCCAUCCACAACUUUGUGGAGGUCUUAAAUGAGUAUUUCCACAAUGUCUGUGAACUGGACCUGGUGUUCAACUUCUACAAGGUUUACACGGUCGUGGACGAGAUGUUCCUGGCCGGCGAGAUCCGCGAGACCAGCCAGACGAAGGUGCUCAAACAGCUGCUGAUGCUGCAGUCCCUGGAGUGAGGGCGGCCGCCCAGCCUCUCACCCCUCCCCGGACCAGCCUGCUCCCUCCCCGUUCCCAGGCCUGGCGUCAUCGCCCCCUGCGGCCCCUCCCUCAGCUGCCGUGGAGGAAGGCACCCAGCUGGGUCUGGGCCACAAGGAAGGAGGCCCCACCCCACGGCCCCUGGGCCCCAACUGCGGGCAGAGGCCACUUCACGUGUACCGAGUACCCAUGCCUGUUGUCAUUGUGUGAUGCUGUGAGUGCGUGCGUGGAACCCCCCAAUAAAUCUGUGGUCCCCGCCUG
Molecule: messenger RNA, 851 nt
Organism: Phacochoerus africanus (Common warthog)
Lineage: Eukaryota; Metazoa; Chordata; Mammalia; Artiodactyla; Suidae
Gene: AP2S1
Product: adaptor related protein complex 2 subunit sigma 1
Exons: 5
Coding region: 143-571 (142 amino acids)
Biological process (GO): intracellular protein transport; clathrin-dependent endocytosis
Cellular component (GO): intracellular membrane-bounded organelle; membrane coat; AP-2 adaptor complex
Molecular function (GO): clathrin-cargo adaptor activity
Source: RefSeq, a predicted model, not a curated record